Suricata suricatta (meerkat) is the source of this 947-nucleotide messenger RNA. RefSeq names its product killer cell lectin like receptor D1 (gene KLRD1). NCBI's taxonomy places the organism in Eukaryota, Metazoa, Chordata, Mammalia, Carnivora, Herpestidae. The transcript is spliced from 6 exons. The coding region runs from base 200 to 730 and encodes 176 amino acids. Gene Ontology annotation, biological process: positive regulation of natural killer cell mediated cytotoxicity; stimulatory C-type lectin receptor signaling pathway. The record is from RefSeq and is a predicted model, not a curated record.
CAUACUACUCAUUCACCAAUAGAAGAGUCAAGACAAUUGCUCGAAUAUAUAAUUUUUCUCUUUUUUUUUCUGUUAAAUUUCUUCAUAUGUGACUUUUGGAUUCUUGAACCUCCAGCUCAGCUCCCUGAACCAAAACAGCAUCAUUCUUCCUGAUUAAGCACAAAUUGUGCUUGCCAGCAUCCACACUGGGACCUUCCUUAUGGCAGCUUCUCAGAUCAAUCCAUGGAACUUGAUUUCUGGGAUCUUAGGAGUAAUAUGCCUUUCACUGACGAUUACUACGGGAAUUUUGUUGAACAAUUUACUUACUAAACAAAGUAUUGAGCCAACAACGUCUCCAGUAAUCACAGAAAUCCAGGAAGACUGUUGUUCUUGCCAAGAAAGGUGGAUUGGGAACCAAUGCAACUGCUACUUCUUUUCUGAUGAAUUUAAAAUUUGGAAAGAAAGUCGUGAUUUCUGUGCUUCUCAUAAUUCCAGUCUACUUCAGAUUCAAGACAUAGAUGAAUUGAAUUUUAUGAGGUUCAAUAAAAACUUUUACUGGAUUGGGCUCCGUUACAGCGAAGAACAUCGUGCCUGGUUGUGGGAAAACAACUCCAGUGUCUCCGAAGAUCUAUUGCCAUUAAUUCAAAAUUUAGAUUCAAAGAAAUGUGUAGUGUAUAGCUCAGACAAAACUGCUUUUGAUGAACCCUGUGAAAAUAAAUACCGUUUUAUAUGUAAGCAACAGCUCACUUAGGUGUUUCUUGGAGUGGAAGAGGUGGGUAAUGAAGGAUCAACGGUACUAAGAAUAUGACUUUUCCUGUACUGCAGGGAUCUGAAAAAUGUUUCAAAUUAUGUCUCAUGACACAAUUUUCAUAUAUUUGAAACCCUGUGUUUUAAAAUUGCUGAAAAUCCCUAUGACCUAGCAACAAGUGUACUGUUUCAAAGGGGCACAUGCACCCCAGUGUUUAUAG